AUGGAGCAAUCGAAUUCGUUGCUCCUCAAUGAAGAUGCACUGAAACAGUGCGCAGAUCCAAAGAAACCAGUUUUUAUUUAUGAAUGGUUACGAUAUUUGGAUACAAUAUUACCAGUUACACAAAAGGCCGACAUAAAAAGUGUUCAAAAACAAUUGGUUGACCAGUUAAUAUCACGUAUUCUAACCGGGCCUGGUCCACCAACUAGGGUUCUUCUUGCGAAAUGUAUUGCUCAGAUUUAUUCGAUUGGUGACACGUAUAAUUUGUUUGAGACGAUAAACUUUUGCAAUGAUGUAUUGAAAGGACGCGACGAUUCACCGAGUCAACUUCCUGUCAAAUUGUAA
Messenger RNA from Anisakis simplex (herring worm), 342 nucleotides. Lineage: Eukaryota; Metazoa; Nematoda; Chromadorea; Rhabditida; Anisakidae. The record is from the annotation of a GenBank genome assembly.